UAAUUGGGUGUAGUGGCACGUGAGAGCCAGCCCCCACAGCCGGUCAGUUUUUCUCCCCAAAUCGGGAGGGGGGCACCUGUGCACGCGCUUCAUUUCAGCGCAGGUAGAAACCCUGCAAAUCGAACUUAAACCACGUUCCGAGGCUACAAGGACAGUUUUAAUCAACAAACUAGCGCGGCUCGUGUCAGUGGGCACGCGCGAGUACACCGCUAAUCCAGAAUCCUGUGUGCGGGACCAUGAAUGCUGGGACGGUGUUGCCGGGGGGGAGGUGGUGGCGCCUGGGACCUGUUGGAGAUGACUGCUAAGGGCGGAGGAUGGACGCAGGACGGCAAUAACGGCAGGAGAUAACGAAGAAGGGUUGUAGAGAUGGAGUCUAUAAUGAGCGCAGUGACCCCGCGCUCCCCAGCCCCGGUCAAGAAGCUGUCGGAGGUGGACUUCCGCUCGGGGGCCCCUCUGGAGCAGCUGUCGGCACAGGUGUCCGAGCUGGUGCUGCUGGAGCAGGGGGAGUUUGGGGACCAGACGGCCUUAGAGGUCCACACUGCCAAGGAUUUCAUCUUCAACAUGCUGGGUUUAGUCCAGAAGGUGGACCAGCGCCUCCCCGUGGCCAACGAGUACCUGCUGCUUUCCGGCGGGGCCCGGGAGGGCGUCUUAGACCUCAACCCAGAAGACCUGGGGGAGUACGCCAAAGGGGCUGACUUUGACCUGGAUUUCACUCUGCUGGUGCCCGCUUUGAAGCUCCACGACCGCAACCAGCCCGUCACCCUGGACAUGAGGCACUCGGCGCCGUGCCACUCGUGGCUCAGCCUGCGCCUCUGCGACUCCAACAUCCUGUCCCGCUGGAGCAUCUGCUGCCAGGAGGAGAAUGGCCUCCCAGCCGAGGAAGAUGAGGAGGAUGAGAGGGAGAUGGGUAAGGGCUCCAUCCCCUCUCUGGGCUCUCCUCAGGCUCUAGAUGGAUGCUACUUCUCCCCCACCCUGGUGACAGACUGGUUCUGGGGGGUCGUGAGGGAGGCCGUGGAUGAGCUGAGGCGCAGCCCCCAGAGGGGCAUCCCGACCCCCGAGCGGCUGGAGAGGAACGGCCCCCUGACCACCAUCAUCCUUCAGGCCGGCUCCAGCCGGGUUCUGUACGACCUGCUGCCUGUGGUGUCGUUCCGGGGCUGGCCCGCCGUGGCUCAAGGUUGGCUGACCGCCAAUCACUUCUGGGAUGGGAAAAUCACAGAGGAGGAAGCCAUAUCCGGCUUCUACCUGCUACCCUGCUGCUCCCCCAUGGGAGGUCGAGCGGACAGAGAGUGGAGGCUGGCGUUCUCCCGCAGCGAGGUCCAGCUGAAGAAGUGCAUCCCCUUCCCCAUGGCCCAGGCCUUCCAAGCAGCCAAGGCGGUCCUGUCUCGUAUCCUGGCCCGUCCUCGGACGGGCCUCAGCCUGUACCACCUGCGCACCCUUCUCUUCUGGGCCUGCGAUCGACUUCCCGCUGCUUACCUGUCCUGCCCCGAUCCAGACACUCCCGGUCGCCUCCUCCUGGGCCUUCUGGAUGACCUGGCUCAUUGCAUUCUGGGUAAAAACUGUCCAAACUACUUCCUUCCGCAGUGCAACAUGUUGGAGCACCUGACGGACGCUCAAACUCUCCUCGUGGCCAGAAAGCUGGCCCACGUGCGCUCGGACCCCAGCGAGCACCUGCGGGCGGCCCUGGACCAAGCGCAGCAGGCGGGCCAGCUGAAGAAGGAGCUGACAGCCGGCACCAACGGCCACGGCUCCCCCGGUCAUCACCUGGCCAACGGCAUCAUCUCGCCUUCGGAGGAUAAGCUGGCUCAGCGGCUGCAGCAGCUGGUCACGGAGAACCCGGGGAAAUCCAUCUCCGUCUUUCUGAACCCGGACGACGUCUCCAGGCCGCACUUCCGCAUCGACGACAAGUUUUACUAAUGUUCUCGCCGCGCUGGAGGCGGAUCCACAAGCACACUGAUGACGACAAAGGGGAAGGGGCUAAAAAUGAGGCGGAGUCUUAAUGUGCUGUUGACUCCUCCCACUGAACAAUGCAACCAAGUCCUGCUGCUUGAUGACUCAAACCAAAAA
This is a messenger RNA of Oryzias latipes (Japanese medaka), 2064 nucleotides long. RefSeq names its product transmembrane protein 102 (gene tmem102). NCBI's taxonomy places the organism in Eukaryota, Metazoa, Chordata, Actinopteri, Beloniformes, Adrianichthyidae. The record is from RefSeq and is a predicted model, not a curated record.